Didymodactylos carnosus is the source of this 1308-nucleotide messenger RNA. The record is from the annotation of a GenBank genome assembly. Lineage: Eukaryota; Metazoa; Rotifera; Eurotatoria; Philodinida; Philodinidae.
AUGACUAGUGAAGAUAAUACUAGGCCGCUGCCAAAAAACGUGUAUGGUUUAUCGUUUGUUUCUAAACAACAGCGAAAACCAACGACGCAAAUUCGACCACUAACAGCUGCAUUUAACUUGGAUGAAGAAGAUGAUAACGAUGGAAAUACAACAAAACAACAACAGAAACCAGGCGAACAAAAAACUCAACAAAAUCGUAUGAAAUUAAAUCAUAAUGUUCAAAUGCAGAUUGAAAAAGCCCUAGAAGAAGAUCCAAAUAUUUAUGAAUAUGAUACAGUGUACGAUGAAAUAAGUUCAACGGCAAUCAAUGAAUCAAAACGAAGACAACAACUAGAAGAACGAAAAACAAAAGAACGUAAACCAUUAUAUGUUGCUGGUAUUCAAGAGGCGGCGAAAGAACGAGAGAAACAACAUGAAUAUCGUUUAGAACGAAAAAUACAACGUGAACGUGAAAAAGAAGGAGAUUUAUAUAAAGAUAAAGAAACAUUUAUCACAACAGCGUAUCGAUUAAAAUUAGCCGAAAGACAACGAGAUUUAGAAAAAGAAAAAUUCGAAGAACAACGAGAAUCAUUAUUAGAUGUUCAAAAACAAUGUAAUUUUGAUGCAUUUUGUAGAUAUCAAUUCAAAGUACAAACAGGUGAAAUUGUAGAAUUAGAAGAAAGUGAAAAAAUCAAAACUGAAUCAAAAAGUGAUGCAGAUGUAAUAUCAAACAAUGAAUCAACCAAAUUAACAUUAGUUGAAAAAGCACGAAUAGCGCGCCAAUUGAGGACACAAAAAUUGGAUGAUGAUGAAAAUGAGUAUGUUGAUGAUAAAUCAGAAACAAAUAAGACGAUAACAUCGACAGAUGAAAUGUACAGUCGUGCAAAAGAAAAACAUGCAAAAGCAAUUGAAAGAGAACACCGAACGAAUAAUGAUGAUGAAAUGAUUAUUAACGACGCAGAUUUAGUACAUCAGCCACCAACAACAACGAAGUUAAAGCCAAAAAAACGACCACUUGGCUAUGUAUCAGAUGAUGAUGAUUUGGAUAUUGGUGAAGGACCAGAGACAACUAAAAGUCAUAAUCGAAAACAAAUGAAUGAUAAAGAAAACUUAAAAAAGACGAAUGUUGAUGGAGACAAACUGUUAAGUGGAUUACCCAUAGCAGCAGAAAAAAGACGUAUAGCGAAUGAAACACGUUUGGAAAAAGUUAAAAGACUAUGUGAAAAACGAACGAUAGGAGAAACUUUUCUCGUUGAACAACAACGCUAUUUUGAACGUGAGCAACAACGAGCCAGAUUUAAAGAUUAUAUUGAAAGAGGAGAUGGAUAA